This is a messenger RNA of Saccharomycopsis crataegensis, 477 nucleotides long. RefSeq names its product peptide alpha-N-acetyltransferase subunit NAT5 (gene NAT5). NCBI's taxonomy places the organism in Eukaryota, Fungi, Ascomycota, Saccharomycetes, Ascoideales, Saccharomycopsidaceae. The record is from RefSeq and is a predicted model, not a curated record. Gene Ontology annotation, biological process: mitotic sister chromatid cohesion. The transcript has a single exon. Gene Ontology annotation, cellular component: NatA complex. Bases 1 to 477 code for a protein of 158 amino acids. Gene Ontology annotation, molecular function: N-acetyltransferase activity.
AUGCCAUUCAAAAUUGCUUUAGACGAUCUCACACCAAACAACUUAGGAGUCAUUGAGAAAAUCAAUAGUGUGUGUUUGCCAGUACAAUUCGACCAUCAAUGGUAUAAGGAAUCGCUUGAAGAGAAUCAGGGACAUUUGGUGAAAUACGCCUUUUUCAACGAACUACCGGUCGCGGCCAUCAAGGCCCGAGUAAUCACCAAAAAGGGUCAUGCCAGUCCCUCGUUUGUCUAUAUCGACUCCAUCGCAGUGUUGGAGGCUUACAGAGGGUAUGGUAUUGGUAAGAAACUACUUGAUUGGUUAGUCGAGGAAAGUAAAACCAGAUUCAUACACAAAAUCCAGUGUCAUGGCUGGAAGGAAAGCGUUGAUUGGUACGUAAAACAAGGUUUUACAAAUGAAGGGGAAGUAAAGGGAUAUUAUGAGAAGCAAGGCUUGACUGGUGAUGAUGCUAAUGCUGCCUUAUUGUCCUUAGAGUUCUAA